Polypterus senegalus (gray bichir) is the source of this 5964-nucleotide messenger RNA. It is a transcript of the gene dio2, whose product is annotated as iodothyronine deiodinase 2. The transcript has 2 exons. Gene Ontology annotation, molecular function: thyroxine 5'-deiodinase activity. The record is from RefSeq and is a predicted model, not a curated record. NCBI's taxonomy places the organism in Eukaryota, Metazoa, Chordata, Cladistia, Polypteriformes, Polypteridae.
GAUGCAGGUGUGGUGAGGCCCCCAUUGGAACGAGAGCCCCUCAAAGAAGAGAUACCCCUUAAGUGAUUAGUCAGGAGGCUCUCCUUUGGCUCAGCUGUGCUAUGAAGGAUGAGUGAUGGCUAAAAAUCGGAUUGAGACAAAAAAAAUAUGGAUGGAUGGAUAAAUGAAAGCCGGAGUGGAGAAAACCACACCCACCAGAAACGGUCUCUUGGCCCCGCCCAGUUUACAUUAAAAAAAAAAAAGAGAUGCAUCUGAAAAUCGGAGAGUUUGCGCCCCCAACGAUCCCUGCACGUUCGUCCCGUCUUGUCCAGUCCCGCUGGCCACCGGUAUCCCGCAUUUCUCCCCACGUCCACCGAUGCAGGAGUGCAGGCUUUUCUUGCGCUCCCAUUUUUCCCCCCUUUUACCUCGCAAACAAGGGGGGGGGCUGAAGAUUAAGCCCGCAUAAUCUCAGUGUGUUAAACAAUCAAGUGUGCGUCAUUUAAACGUCAGCGAGCCCCUCUGAAAGGUGCGCCGACACAAUUAAGAGCUGAAUGGGCUCCUUUGAGACGAUCCAAAGUUCCUCCCCUCAUGUCUCCCUCCGUUUCAAUUUCACUCCUGCUGCCCCGGCCAGAGAAAAGCCUUGCAAGUUGACGUCACGAUCUUAUACAAGAUAAGCCCCGAGGUUUAUUGUGACCGCAGUGAAUGAUUUACGGUAUAUAAAGAGAGCGGCUCCGCUCCUUCUUCCAGUGGGCGACCCCAGCGGCUACGGAAGAAAAGCUGACCGAACGAAGAAAGCUUGGUGCAGGCAACUUUAUGCCCCCUUAUUUUUCUUCUCUUUCCCGCGUUUGAUUUAUUGACAUUCUCUUCAAAACUCCAGCGGGAUAUUUAAGCAAGCACGAGGAGCGGCGCUAUGGAGGGGAUCGGCAAAGCUUAUGCCGGGGCAAAGAAUGGAAGCGCAUCUGCAGUCGGGAUGAAAGUUUAAAGACGGGGCGAACGGCGGGCGCCUACAUGCUGAAAGAAAGACAAGGUGGAAAAGCGAAAGAAAAAACCAACAACCAACCACAAACAUGGGCAUGCUAAGCGUGGACUUGCUGGUGACACUGCAGAUCCUCCCAGGCUUCUUCUCCAACUGCCUUUUCUUGGCCAUCUAUGAUUCGGUGGUCCUGGUCAAGCGCAUCGUGACUCUGCUGAGCUGUGCCGACGGCUCAGGUGCUCCCGGCGAGUGGCAGAGGAUGCUCACCUCGGCGGGUCUGCGCUCCAUCUGGAACAGCUUUCUCCUGGACGCAAACAAGCAGGUGAAACUGGGAAGUGAAGCACCCAACUCUAAAGUGGUUCACGUGUCUGGCUCUGGUGGCAGCAGAAGGAAAAAUAUAAAUAGCAAAGGACUCAUGGAAUGUCAGAUACUGGACUUUGAAACAUCAGACCGUCCUCUGAUUGUCAACUUUGGGUCUGCUACCUGACCCCCGUUCAUCAACCAGUUGCCUGCCUUCAGGCAGCUGGUUGAGGAGUUCUCCGAUGUGGCCGACUUUCUUUUAGUCUACAUUGAUGAGGCUCACCCAAUAGAUGGCUGGGCAGUCCCAGAAGUGGAAUGCAAUGCCUUCAAGAUAAGAAAGCACCGAAAUUUAGAGGAGCGCUGCCUAGCUGCCCAACAGUUGCUUGAGCGCUUUGCCUUGCCUCCACAGUGCCAUCUGGUGGCUGAUUGCAUGGACAACAAUGCAAACGUGUCCUACGGGGUGGCCUUUGAAAGGGUCUGCAUUGUGCAAGAGAAGAAAAUCGCCUAUCUAGGAGGCAAAGGACCUUUUUUUUAUAAUGUUAAGGAGGUCAGGUAUUGGCUAGAAAAGAGCUAUGGAAAACGGUAAAAAAAAAAAAAAAGCUGAUCUGUGCAUUCUCAGACUUGACAGAGGAACGAGAAGAUAAGAGUGCACUGCGGAGGGCAGUGCCAAAUACUUAAGUCAAACAGUGCUUAGAAAUGACGGGUCAAUAAUAGCUGAGAAAAUCUGUUACACAUUAACGACCCCACAGCUGGCGACGCAGGCCAGGUCAGAAUGUCGUGAUCUCAAACCGCAGCGAUGGAAAAAAAACGCUGAACUGUGCAAACAAAACGCAGCUCUUUCCAAAAAGACUUUUUCCUUUUUUUUUUUUUUUUAUCAUUUUUUUCUUUCGUUCUAGUUCAAACCUAUUCCAGCACCGACUGACUGAUCUGAAAUGAGAACACCCAGCACCAACUUUUAUAAGCCUAAUUUAUUUUUAUGAGAGAGAAGAGAAAAAUUAUAUAUUUUUGUGGUUUUUACACUCUUGUGAUGUGUAGUCUUGUAUUUUCAUGUGAAAGCUCUUGUUUCCUUAUUUAAAAAGAAGGCAGCCUUUUUUGUGUCUAACUUUAACGUACAGUUAGUUUUGUACGAAUGGUCAUUAUGUACUCCACCAAAGGCAUAAUUUGUAAUUCACUCUACCCGGGCAAGAAUAUAUGGAAUUUAUCCCCGUUAAUAUGUUAAGGAGCGCUGCUGUUGGGACGUUUUAGUUCUACCACUCCAUCCUUUAGCUUACCAAAUAUCAUGAGGCCUAAUUACAUUAUUCUCUUAAAAUUUCACACAAGAAAAGACAAUCCGACUGAGAAAGCCAAGAUCGAUCAUUUGCUAAUUUUGACAUUAUCAGGUCCUUAAAAAAGUACUCUGGUCACAUUCAUGUCUACGCUCUAUAUACAGGGUACCAUACGAUCACUACGUGGGGGUAUCCCUCGAACCUUAAAUAGUAAAGCAGGCUGCCCGUCAGUCCACCAUUAGCCUGGGCUGAUUUAGCCCUAAGAAUCAUUUCAUUUCAAUUAGUCUGACACCUAGGCUGCAUCCACACUGCUACGUUUUCCUUUAAAAUGAACGACUCCGUCCACCUGUGGUGGGCUGGCGCCCUGCCCAGGGUUUGUUUCCUGCGUUGUGCCCAGUGUUGGCUGGGAUUGGCUCCAGCAGACCCCCGUGACCCUGUAGUUAGAAUAUAGGAGGUUGGAUAAUGGAUGGAUGAACUCCAUCCACAGUGGUAUUGUCACAUCGUUUGUGAAAGUGUUGUCCAUCCUCACUAAAACAACCGAAAAUCUGACAUAUGCAUACAUACUCCACACGUAGGCAAACGUAUCAAGGGCGAAAUUUUUGAAGGGGUGGUAACACCUCCAGCCAUGGGAUGUAUCGCUAAUCUGUAGCGAUCGGUACGUUAUUUGCUGUUUGCACAUGUAUGAAACAUUCAAACUGUACGAAAUGCAAUGUAGAUACAGAUAAGCAGCACAAUAAGCAUCAUACAAAGCAACUCCUCUAUGCCCGCUAUCUUGGAAUAUGGUUUUCUUCCGUGAAGGGUGACCAAUCAGGGAAUGAAACGUUGCAAUGAGCAGGAUCCAAUCAGGGAAGGGCCACAUAACAAGCACAAGCAAAUCAAAGUGCGAUUCUAGUCUACAUUUUUUUUAAAGUGUGUGUUUUCUCCCGUCCACACUGCAACUCUGAGCCACCAUUUUCAUAAGUAUCUGGCUCUGGAGAGUGCUUUCAAAGGUCUCUGUUUUCGGGGGUUAAAAUUGCUGGGUUAGUUAGUGUGGACAAAAGGCAUAAGUGGAGUAAAAGAAUACGUGGUAGCAUGGGUGCUGUCAUACACAGCUCUAGUUGCCUGUACAGAACGUCAUACAAUUAGGUUGAUUAUAGGCCUCCGUUAACCUCACUGGGUCUUUAUAUACUAGUAAGAAUCAUUCCUUCCUUAUUAGUCCAUGACACAUACCCUGCUCAUCCCAUCCUAUCUAUAAGGGUAGGGCCAGUCAUUGACCUGAAUCACUGGGCCUUACAUUCUAGUAAGGAUUGUUCAGUCUCUAUUAAUCUUUAACAAACUCACACACACAACGUUCAGCAUAUGUUCAAUACCAUACAUUUUUAAUUGGACAGGAUACAAAUAAAAUAUUAACCUAAUUUAAUUAGCCCAUAACACAUACAGAGUAUUUCCAGAAUGUCGGACCGUUACCUUAUGGGCAGGAUAGAGGUGGACCUGUGGCCUACUUUAAUGUUUUGAGGAUUUAUGAUAAAGUGAGGAUUGUCCCAUCUUCAUUAGCCCAUAACACAUUCAGAUCUCAUGGAGCAUUUCCAGAACGUCAGAUGAAUGCUUUAUGGACAGGAUAGAGGUGGACCAGUGGCCUACUUUAACGAUCUAGUAAGGAUUGUCCCAUCAUCAAUUGCCCAUAACACAUAUAUUUUGAGUUAUGGAGUAUUUCCAGAAUGUCGGACCAUUACUUUAUGGGUACGAUACAGACCAGUUAUUGGCCUAAUUUAAUAUUUUUGAGUCUUGUAUUCUAGUAAGGAUCAUUCCAUCUGAACUAAUCAUUCUCAGUUUGUUCUGCAUAUAUUGAAUAUCCCCCACCAUUUUCUAAGUCUGCUUAAUCCUGAGUAGGGCUGUGGGAGGGCCAGAGCAAGCACACAUUCGCCCACCCAGCAUCGCCAGUCCACAUAAUCUGCAUGUCUUUGGUCUGUGACAAAGGGGGGCAUGCAAACUCCAGGCAGGGAGGACCUGAAAUGUGAACCCUGGUGUACUUACGGUGAGGUAGCAGCGCCAACACUGCGCCACCUAUACAGAAUAUUGGUAGAUUGAUUACUAGUCUACUUAACUUGUCUUAGGGUCUUGGAUGCUAGUUGUGAUUGUUUCGUCUCCAUUUGUCCAAAAGACACACAUGUACAUUGUGUAUUUAUAAAAUGGGCAGGACACAGAUCAAUAAUUGACCUAUUUUAGUCUUGUAUUCUAGUAAGGAUCAUUCCAUCUUCAUUAAUGUCUAACACACUGUCAGUAUGUGCUGUACUGUAUAUACAGAAUAUUCUAAGGCUAUUUAUUAUAUGAUCACACCAGCCUCUGUACAUAUCAUGGGGUCUUGAAUACUAGCCGUGAUCGUUACAUCUCUAUUAGUCAGUAACACAUACACAUCUCAAGGCGUAUUUACAGAAUGUCGCGAGGUUCUUCUAUGGGCAGGAUGCAGGGGUCAGUGAUUGGUCUACUUUCAUACUUUUCAUUCCUGACUUCUAGUAAGGAUCAUUUUAUGUCCAUUAAUCCUUAACACACACACCUCGUGCUGUACAUACUGAAUAUUGUACAGUGAUUAUGUUGGCAGAGCGUAGGUUGAACAUUAGCCUGCUUUGUUAUCUCAAAUUCCAAGUCAGCCCAUAACACCCCCACAUACCUUGUGCUAUGUAUUUAACAUAUUCUGUUCUUACAAGGGUGGGAUAUCGCCCUUCUUAUCAUUUUGCGAAUAACCAUUUUCAAAAUAGCCAUGUGAGUUCCAUCACCAGCAUUUGUUCUUUUGUGGCAAGUUGAAAAACAUUUGUCAAGUCGAUACCAUGCCAUUCCACGAUAAAAUUAAAAAAAAAAAAACUCUGACAAAUGCAGAUUACUGAAUAAAAUGAAUUUCUAGCCGUCCCCAUCAGUCUCUUGCAAAUCACUUAGAGCUCAUUCUCACAAACCACUUUUUAGCCAUUAGCAUACAAAUACACGGCAGUGACGGCAGUGAACCAUAAUGUGUCAGCCAUUCUGCUCAUAAUUGUCUGAGAAAAAAAGGCUUCAUAACUUCAACGUACGCGAGUAAGUGACUUACUGAGGUGCUAAAAUAAGUAGCAUAUUGCACUAUUGUUCUUGGGAAUGGGGAAGAUUUUUACAAUUUUAUUAUAAAGAUAGUUGAAGAAACCAAAAUGACACUGCAUUUAAUAAUAAUGAAAAAGAAAAAAAAAAUUGCUUAUAGCAUGGCGUCUCACGGCAGCCGAGCAGCGUUUCAGUUUCACAGAGCGCGGGGUGUAUGGAUGAAAAUCCCUGACGAAAGGGUUGUGCUACUCGGUCAGUGAUUAGAUGUAAUGACACCGCCGUCUCCAAACUGUGUCUUCUAUCUGCCUGGGCUUUAGGGCUACUUGAAGUCAUUUGCAGAGCCAAGCUCAGAGUUGCUGUACAAGGCUGCAGAGGCCAUGCUAAUUUUUUAAAUAAAAUCCAUAA